UUGACAAUCCUACCAAAACAAAACCAAACCAAUUCUCUUUCACAAGUUAUGGACAAGAGCCAAAUAAUAAUCUAACCUAUUUGCAUUCAAACAUGAGAUUUACAACGUUGUAUCCUUGGUUAAUUCCUUGUAUUACAUCAUCCCAUUACAAUACAAUUAUUCAUUAAUUAUAAUUAUAACACUGUGAAAUUCUCCUAGUGUAAAUGUCAUCAUUAUGUGACCUACUGUUGGAUUAAUCAAUACUUUGAUCAGUGUCAAUACAAAUAUAAAACUGCACACAAACAAAUGCAUCCCAACAGUAACAGAACAUGGAAAAAGAAGUUGAACUGAAUAAAGAUAAACAGAAUGGCGACUCAAAUGAUAUUGUCAAGUUUCAAAAGCCAAAAAUUAAAGUUACCACCUUCCUUUUACCAAAUAGAAUUCCAAAUAAAGUGGGAGUAUCGAAUAGCCCAAUUCAUAGGACACAAAGUGCUAAAGAAUCCAGUUCGAGGGAGCAAAGCCCUUUCAGGAGUGGUAGACAACAGAAUAUAUCUAAAAGACCUUUGAGUCUUCACAGAUCGCACAAAAUCCCUAGAAAUAACAAUGAAUUAACUGUGAAGCGCCAAAUAGCAUUGGCAAGAUGUAGUAGUCAAUCAGAAAAUAAUAUUUGUACUGAGUCAUUGAGAUCUCCUGAAGAUGAUGAUAUAGAAGAAGAACUCAUUGAGAAAAGUAUAUCUCAUGAAAGUAUUUUAAGGGAAGCACAUGCAUUUCAGUUAAUUCCUACAUUAAAAGUGAGGCAGAGAAAUUAUCUUCAAGGUAAAGUAGGUGCUAAUUCCUUACUUGGAACAAAUGAAUUGUACAGAAUGUGUCCAAAUAGAGAAGUUACAAUUUUUGUGGGUACUUGGAAUAUGAACGGACAAUCACCGCCAAAAGAGCUUAAUGACUUUUUGUUGCCAAUUGAUAUGGAACAUGUUCCAGACAUACUUGUGGUUGGAACUCAGGAGUCCUGUUCUGAAAAAUUUGAAUGGGAAGUUACCCUGCAAGAAACAUUGGGACCAACUCAUAUAUUAUAUCAUUCGAACUCUUUGGGCACUCUCCAUGUUUGUGUCUUCCUUCGUAGAGAUCUUAUAUGGUACAUAUCAAUGCCAGAAGAUGCUAGUCUUUCAGUUAGACCUGGAACAGCUUUCAGGACAAAGGGUGCUGUAGCUACUGGCUUCAUGCUUUUCGGAACUUCGUUUUUAUUUGUAAUAGCACAUUUGACGGCUCACCAAGAAAAGGUCAAAGAGAGAGUUUCUGAUGUUCGAAAAAUAGUCAAUUCUUUGGACCUGCCAAAAAACCUUCCCUGUAAAAAUAAAAGUAAAGAUGUUACUCAAAAUUUUGACUAUGUUUUCUGGAGUGGAGAUCUGAAUUUCCGUUUGGGAACUCCAAGGAGCAAUAUCCUGGAUUGGUUAGAAAAAACCAGUUUUCCUUUACCACCACAUAUGCCUCAUGGUUACAUGCAUCACGAUCAACUGUGUUCGGUACUUUCAGAGGGAGCCGCAUUUAGGGGCUUCUCAGAAGCAAAAAUAACUUUUCCUCCAACAUACAAGUACGAUCCAGGCACCCAAAAUUUCGACACAUCAUCUAAGCAGAGGGCUCCUGCUUAUACUGAUAGGAUAUUGUACAAGCAAAAGACAUCCCGGCGUUUAAGCAGUGUUACUCAAGUGCCACCAUUGCAGUGUUUAGCUUACAAUUCAGUUCCUUCGAUAACCACAUCAGAUCACAAGCCUGUUUGGGGACUUUUCAAGGCUUACAUUAGGCCAGGUUUAGACACGAUACCUUUAGCAGCUGGACUGUUCAACAGAGAUGUUUACUUAGAAGGACUUGCUAGACGAGCCACCUUUUUGAAAGAAAACAAAGGUGCUUCCACAGUAUGCUCUUUACAAUAAAUAAUUAAUUUCCUCUCCAUAGGAUUGCAGUCAGAGAUGACUUGAAAAUCAAAAUUUAAAUAUCCAAAAUAUUGAAAUUUUGUGUAAUAUGAAAAAUAUCUCAGAUAAAACAGUACCAGUUCAGCACAAUUAUGAAUCCAUUGAAUAGAAUUAAGUCAUAAUUAGUUCUUUUUGAGUAGGAUUUAGGUCAAUUGAAGAUUAUUGAACUUGAAAUCAAACUCGAAACGAACUAGCCAAAAAUUGGUCAUUAAGUUAUAAAUUCUAAUACAAAGUCAGAAUUGCUAGUUUUAAGUAAAAAACGUUGUAGUCAGGCUCAAACUAGGUCCCUUUACAACCACAGAUGAGCUCGUAUUAUUUUUUUAUUGUUGUGAAAUCUGUUUUUUGAAUUGCAAAUUAUUUAUUUCAGUCAUAUUAGAUUUCUUCUUAUAUUAAAGUUUGAAUUCCAUUCUAGUCAUACUCUAGCUUUAAUUGUGAGUUUCACAAUGUUUUUAUUGUGGUGAAUAUCGUAAUUAAGAUGCCUAGAAAACCUGUUCUGCCUACUUAUACCUAUAAAACUUUCAUACAAAACGGGAGAUUUUUCAGAUUUAUGCCUACUUGAUUUUUAGAGAUCACUAGAGUUUCAGAUGGCGCACACAUCGUUUAUAUUUGACAUUUCUUGUGAUUCUCGACAAUCGUGACCUUUGAGACACAAUAAUAAUAUUUUAUAUUCUAUGCUAGUGACAAUCUUCUAUACUCUGUCGUUAUUUUCCGAUAAUUUCAUUAUAAAUUCGAUAUAAACUGAAUUGCUAUCUCUUGUGAAAGUUUGCAGAGUCUCAAAUCAUUAUUUCAUCCUUAAACACUAACAGACAGCUGGAAUUCGAACAAUUCUGAAGAGCGCCACCUUACAGAACUCUGCUAAGUUCUAGCCAAAGAAACAGGUGGACUAUCUCAAAAAGUCUGAAAGAAAAUCGAAUCAGUGCACACACCAGGGUUUCUAUUCAUCUUAAUCAUAAUCACAUCAUUUCUGUGUUCAUUUUUGAUCCACCAUAGAUUUCAAACUUAAAUCAGUGAGUUGAUCGAUCGUUCAAAUUUUUGUGAAACCUGCAAUAAGAUGAUUCUAGUUACUUAGGCUUCGAUUUUCUGGGAGGUUUUAUUCGCACAGCUUAUUUCGGAUGAAAUAAUUUUCAACGUGGAGGUUAUAUAAAAAAUUUAAUACAAACAUGUGUAUAUACAAGAAUUAUCUAUUUUCUUAACUUUUAACAUCAUGUUCCCUAAAAUGCCUUCAAAUGCGAUAAAAUUGGACCAAUUAUUCCUUGAAAGAUGGUAGGUACUAAGGUUGUUGUCACUUAUAUUUUAUUAAAUGUUAAUUGUUUCAUGUCACAAACUAUGUUGUAACAAGUAGUGAUAUAGUCUAUAGCUGCUCCCUAAUUCAGUGUAUUAUCCCAUUUUUUCCUAAAGAAAUAAGAGAAAAAUCCUCUAAAUGAACUUCAACAAUGUCUUUUAUGUUGUAAAAACAUGUUGGUACUGUGUAAUAAUAUUGUUUUGUUUAUGUGAUACAGUUGUUGAUUGUCAGUGUUCUCAUUAUCAUAGGAUUAAUCGAAAAAAUCAAAUAGUGACCCCCUUGAACUUUGCUAUUCCAUGAAUGAAGGAUAAAUGUGCAUCUCAUCCUACUUUUAUGGAAUGGUACCUACUUUCUUAACAGCCUUCCAUUUAGCAAUAAGUUUAAUGUCCAAAAAAAUAAUAUAUAUAUAUAUAUUUGUUAGAUGUAA
Harmonia axyridis is the source of this 3655-nucleotide messenger RNA. RefSeq names its product inositol polyphosphate 5-phosphatase E. Gene Ontology annotation, biological process: phosphatidylinositol dephosphorylation. The record is from RefSeq and is a predicted model, not a curated record. Bases 309 to 1907 code for a protein of 532 amino acids. The transcript is spliced from 7 exons. Gene Ontology annotation, molecular function: phosphatase activity. NCBI's taxonomy places the organism in Eukaryota, Metazoa, Arthropoda, Insecta, Coleoptera, Coccinellidae.